Messenger RNA from Helobdella robusta, 327 nucleotides. RefSeq lists its product as hypothetical. NCBI's taxonomy places the organism in Eukaryota, Metazoa, Annelida, Clitellata, Rhynchobdellida, Glossiphoniidae. The record is from RefSeq and is a predicted model, not a curated record. The transcript has 3 exons. The annotation marks the transcript as partial.
AUUGUGAUAUAUACGGUUAUAAAGAUUUAUAUAUUUUUAUGUAGAGUUAUUGAUUUUAUAUAUUUAUAUAGUGAUAUAUACCGUUAUAAAGAUUUAUAUAUAUUAUAUUUAGUAUAUACGGUUUUAUAUAUUUUUUAUAUACUGUUAUAUAGAUUUGUAUUAGGUUAUAUAGUGUUCUUGAUUAUAUAUAGUUAUAUAGUGAUAUAUACGGCUAUAUUGAUUUAUAUAUAUUAUAUACGGUUAUAUAGAUUUUUAUAUAGUUAUUUUGUGUUAUUGAUUAUAUAUAUUUAUAGUGUGAUAUAUACGGUUAUAAAGAUUGAUAUAUAG